Molecule: messenger RNA, 831 nt
Organism: Paralichthys olivaceus (Japanese flounder)
Lineage: Eukaryota; Metazoa; Chordata; Actinopteri; Pleuronectiformes; Paralichthyidae
Source: RefSeq, a predicted model, not a curated record
CAGACAGUGGCUGUUCGCUCCUGGACUCCUUUCAGGAUCACUUGCUGAAUGCUGCUGCUGACCGCAGUCCACGUUCAUUGUUCAGUCUCCACUCGGACCAACUGGUCCUGCGAGUUAUUCUCUGGGCAGGUGUGUGGUGUAGCCUUUCACAUAUCGAGCUGGCAGCGCAGAGGAUCAGGAGGGACCAGCACUGCUGCUGCUCAGGCUGCUGCACGGACACUGCGUCUCUUUGGGGACAAACCUGUUUUUUGUUUCUCCGCCUCACUUCAAGCCAAAGUCUUCGGGCACAGCCAUGAGGUCGGUGAUCGCCUGUCUGCUGCUCGUCCUCUGCUCUGCGGGGUUUAUUGUGGGUAAACCAGCCUCGUCGCCCUCCUGUCCGAGCGGACGGUUCAUGCUGAAGAGCCAGUGUGUCCUCUGUCAUCCCACCUGCUCCGAGUGCGUCGGACAUGAGCUGUUUGAAUGUACUACCUGUGGAGUUGAUGAAGAUGGACAGGAACGUUUCCUCCACCAAGGUCGCUGUCGAACACAUUGCCCCCGGGGACUCUAUCCUGACAGGGGUCACUAUGCCUGCCUGCCCUGCAUCACCAAUUGUGAACUCUGCACAGAUGGCAACAUAUGUGCCAAAUGCCGGGAAAACUACAAACUCCAGAAUGGGGUCUGCCAAACGGCAUCCUGUAACACGGGGCAGGUGCAGGACCCUGAUACAGGAGAGUGCAUUGACUGUGAGAUGGGCUGUAAAACGUGUUCCACAGACGACCCUGAGAUCUGCAGCAGCUGUCUUGAAGGUUACUUCCUGUGAGUUUCUUGCUUUAUUAUUCUGUCUUCCCCUAU